Messenger RNA from Blepharisma stoltei, 1023 nucleotides. NCBI's taxonomy places the organism in Eukaryota, Ciliophora, Heterotrichea, Heterotrichida, Blepharismidae. The record is from the annotation of a GenBank genome assembly.
AUGGGAUCUAAAGGGGUGCUGAAAGAUGUUUUUGAUAGAGGCUUAAAGAUUCUCCACAAAAGAAGAAUAUCAAAAAAUAUUCAAGCAUCAGAAAUUUAUUACCAUGAACUAAGCAUUCAAGAUAUCUUAAGCAGACUUGGAUCAAUUAAAGGCAGAAAUUUUUCAAAUGCAUGCUUUAUUGGGCCAAUGGCUCACCUAUGAGCAAGGGAUAUACACUCAAACAAUUUUUUAAACUUAAAAGGACUGACUAUCAUAGAUUCCUGUAAAGAAAGUCUUGAUUUCUCGCUAAAAGAAAUAAAAAAUCUUAAUCCAUCCUUCAAAUACACAGGAUUGUAUCUAGAUGAAGAAAAUUGAUCAUUCCCUGAAAAUUAUUUUAAUCUCAUUGUAAAUAACUUACAAUUACACUGACUGAAUAAAAUUGGGCAAACCCUUGAGAAGUGCUUGCUUUCUCUACAGCCAGACGGAGCUCUAAUAGGUACUGCAAUGGGUGGAGACACUUUGCAGGAACUUAGAAUUGCUUUAUCUUUAGGAGAGCAAGAAAGAGAAGGAGGGGUAAGCCCUCACGUUUCUCCUAUGUUUCAUUUAACAGAUAUAGGGCAAAUCUUAUACAAAGUUAAUUAUAAAUUAGUCACCGCAACUGCAGAUCAAAAAACUCUUUAUUUUAACGACGCUUUUCAACUAAUGAAUUUUCUUCAAUCUGUUGGGGAAGGAAAUGCUUCGUUAAAUGCAAGAAAAAGCGUUUCAAGAGACACUUUUAUCGCGGCAGCUGCAAUUUAUGAGCAUUUAUUUAAGGUUAGGGAAGGCCAAUACACAGGAAAACUUCCUGCUACUUUUGAUAUGGUUCAUUAUAUUGGAUGAAAAGAGCAUGAUUCUCAACAAAAACCGCUGAAGAGAGGGGCAAAAGGUAUUGAUAUAAAAACACUUGCAGAAGAGGUUAUUGAUGAAGAUAUGGAGUAUGGAGAAAUACAAGAGUAUGAGGAUAAGGUUGAAAUUAGAUAUACAAAGAAAAAACCUGAUAAAUAA